Molecule: messenger RNA, 619 nt
Organism: Crotalus tigris (Tiger rattlesnake)
Lineage: Eukaryota; Metazoa; Chordata; Lepidosauria; Squamata; Viperidae
Gene: TWF1
Product: twinfilin actin binding protein 1
Exons: 3
Coding region: 119-601 (160 amino acids)
Biological process (GO): positive regulation of neuron projection development; regulation of lamellipodium assembly; barbed-end actin filament capping
Cellular component (GO): cytoplasm; actin filament; myofibril
Molecular function (GO): actin filament binding; actin monomer binding
Source: RefSeq, a predicted model, not a curated record
GUGGUGGUGGAUGGGAUGUAGUCUAGUGGCAGCGAUGGGCGGGGUUCCCCGUGGCUCCCGGCGCAGUUCCAGCCGGAAGGAGCUGCUGGCCGGGCAAAGGCGAGAGAGCGGCUGAGUGAUGGCAAAUAUUGCUGUAGUCAUGUCCCACCAGACCGGCAUCCAAGCUAGUGAAGAAGUCAAAGAAAUCUUUGCCAGAGCUAGGAAUGGCCAAUACAGGUUUUUAAAAAUAGUUAUUGAAAAUGAGCAGCUUGCUGUGGGACGUGCCAAGCAACCUGGUUCAACCUGGGAAAAGGAUUAUGAUUCCUUUAUUCUCCCUCUGCUUGAAGAAAGACAAUCAUGUUAUCUCCUGUACAGAUUAGAUUCUCACAAUGCCCAAGGAUAUGAAUGGAUCUUUAUUGCAUGGUCACCAGAUCAUUCUCCUGUAUGUAACAGAAUUAAAUUGAUGACAACAAACUAUACAUUAAACUCUUUUAAACAUAUCUUUUACUGCAAAUUAGUAUUUGGUUAUUCCUAUACUUCACAGAUCCAUGUGCUUGUCUUCCACUUUCUCACCCUUAAGUCAUGUCUUUUUUGGCUAACAGGCACCCAUUGGAAAGGAUAGUACUAAUUAAAACAGAAA